AGGAGGAGGACGUUGGAGCCUCGCAGUCUCUCAUCCUGACAGCCACGUCCACUGCUCUCCCGUCCCCCCUCACCUCCAGCUUUCUCCUCCAUCUGCUGCCAGCCUUCGUUCUUCUGGAACCCUGCACAGAACCAACCAUCCAUCUUUCUGAACCAUGGAAACCAGCAGGAAGCCUCUCUCCUCCUCUGACGCCCUCCAUCACCUGCUUGUGGUGAUGCUGACUCUCCUUCCAGCCGUGCAGUCCAUGCCGGUACCAACAGACGUCCCUAUGUGCACGGCGGCAGAAACAGCCCAGUACAGCCUGACCUUCACUGGAAAAUGGACCCAAGCAGCGUUUCCUAAGCAGUAUCCCGUCUACCGCCCACCUGCUCAGUGGUCCAGCCUCAUCGGCGUGACCCACAGCUCUGACUUCCACAUGUGGCAGAGUAAUGAGUUUGCCAGCAACGGCGUGAGGGAGUUUGCAGAGAAAGGCGAGGCCUGGACGGUCAUGAAGGAGGUGGAGACGGCCGGCGAACGCAUCCAGAGCGUUUAUGGCAUCCUCUCGGCUCCCGCUGCCGUGGGAGGCACCGGCCAGAUGAACACGGAGUUUGAGGUCUUUGCCAGGCACUCCUAUCUCUCCUUUAUCGUGCGGCUGGUCCCGAGUCCGGACUGGUUUGUGGGUGCGGACAGCGUGGACCUGUGCGAUGGCGACCACUGGAGAGACAAAGUGACACUGGAGCUUUUCCCAUUCGACGCGGGAACGGACAGCGGCUUCACUUUCUCCUCUCCCAACUUUGAGACGAUCCCACAGGACAGAAUCACGCAGAUCACCUCGUCCUUCCCCAGCCAUCCUGCCAAUUCCUUCUUCUAUCCCCGCUUGAAGCAUUUACCGCCCAUCGCCAAGGUCACGCUGACCAAAAUAAAGAAGAUGAAUCGAAUCCUCAGCAUCCCCUUAGAGCCCACCCAGUCCAACCUGCUGCCAACGGGAAAUGAGAUCGAAGACAAGCUGAUAAACACCCCCCUGGACUGCGAGGUGUCGGCCUGGUCUCCAUGGGGCUUGUGCAAAGGUAAGUGUGGAGACUCAGGUGUGCAGCACCGCACCCGCUACGUCAUAAUGCAGCCAGCAAACAACGGAGCAGCCUGCCCCCUGCUGGAGGAGGAGAGGAAGUGCUUCCCGGACAACUGCUUAUGACUAGGCCGGGACAGGAGGGAGAGGAAGGAGAGGAGGAAGAAGAGAGAGAAGAAAGCCAGGAGAGGAAGAAACGGACGGAGACGGUCAAAGAACCACAAAAGGUCUGCCGUUUACUCCCUUAAGGCGUAGACAUCCAUCUUUAAUCAGUUUUAUCAUCUCUCUGCUAAAAAGGGCCUUCUGAUCGACACGUCAGUGCUGACCAGGCAAAUAAGGCAGCAGACACCAACUCAGCUUGGAAUAAUUAUCAAACCGUCUGCAGAGAGAGACAGAAAAACACUGGUAUUUAAUAUGAUUUGACGAAUUUAAAUCAUGUACAAAUUGACAUCCUGUUAACUGAGAUGUGACCAGAAAUAAAUCCUAAGAUCAGACCAAGGAUGGCCUCCAGUCAAACCAGACAUGUCCAGAGUUUUACAGACGAUGUGUUUGGGUUCCUUCAGAAAAAGAAAAUAUUUAUUGACAGGAUUUUAACCUGUUCUGUACAGUAAAAACCUGAAAGUAAUAAGUUGUAUUCCUUUGCAUUAUUGAGAUAAAAGUUUUUGUAUAAAACCAAAAAAAGAAAAAUGUAACAAAUGCACAAAAUCUUUCUGUAGGAGUUAAUAAAGUGUGAACGUAUCACAUGG
Molecule: messenger RNA, 1791 nt
Organism: Fundulus heteroclitus (mummichog)
Lineage: Eukaryota; Metazoa; Chordata; Actinopteri; Cyprinodontiformes; Fundulidae
Gene: spon2b
Product: spondin 2b, extracellular matrix protein
Exons: 6
Coding region: 155-1171 (338 amino acids)
Biological process (GO): cell adhesion
Cellular component (GO): extracellular matrix
Source: RefSeq, a predicted model, not a curated record